UGAAAUUCCAACCUAAAACCUACAAAUAUUUUCUUCUUGGGAGAUUCCCAGAUUCAACUGAGAUUUUUUAUGGUGAGAGGAAGAUUUGUUUACUUGAUGUUUGAGCUAAAAGUAAAUAAAUCCAAGAUUUCAUUAGCAGAAUCAGUUACUAAUAAAAAUACUAUAAACAAGACCCCAAAGUGAAGAAGCUACACCAUGUCAGUAUUGCAAGAGACUGAGGAGGGCAUUGAGGAAACAAUUACCGCAAUAGCAUGGGAAAAUAUUGGCAAAACUGCAUUACCUUUCAUAAGAAAGACAAAUGGGCAAUUGUUAACCUCGAAACAUUUACUAAAGGAUGUUCUUUUCAGAAAAGAAUUCGAGAUAUUAAAAGAUGAAAUAUUUGAUUUAACCUGUUCCCCCCGUUUACGCCGUUUUAAUGCAAGUAGAUUGGAAAACAGACUCUUACAUGAAACUUCUCUUGAAAUGUUGAACGUUUCUUUAGCAGACAGACCAAUUUGUUUACUUAUAAUCGAUGAUGCCUUUCAAGUUUAUACAAUCCUCAAGAGUUUCUAUAUAAUCAUCACAGAAAAGACAUUUCCAGAUCCAUUAUAUGGUUUUGUGUAUCUUGAGAGUAGCCCAACACCUAUACCAUUUUUAAGCGUGAAAAAUGUAGGUCUUGUAGUUCCGACAUGUUUCUUUGAAUGUCCACGUCUAAAGCCAAUAAUGUUUUCAUUAACUGACCACUGGGACCUGGUUAAUUUGAAAUUAUUAUUUAAACUACUCAAAAUCCGCAAAAACCUCUAUGAUAACAUAAAAGUAGUCAGACUGAAAAGUCUAUUAUCAAGUUACCCAGAAGCAUGUAAAAGCUACAGUGUCGCCCACCAGUUACCUGAAAUUGUUGAUGUUUCUGAAUUUACUGUAUAUGAUGACGAUAUAAUAAUUGUUGAAAAUCAGCCAGACUCUAUUGAAAUUCUCUCUUCGGAUGACGAGUCUAGUAAUACACAAGAACCAAAGAAAUUGAAUAUCAAAUUCACCUCUCAAAAAUUGGAUUUUUUUCAAGACAAGAAAGAUGGACAAGAAAUAUCACAUGAAGACACAAAGAAACAGGACAACCUUGAUAAAAGCCUAGCACUGUUACCACAACCAGCAAACUCCAACCCUACUAAUCAGCAGUUUGUUUUUCAAAAUCAAGUAACUAUACUGGACAUUGUUCCACAGGAAAAUCAAGAAUGUUUACCACUGAACACACAUCACAAUUCUGAUAGUGACGCAAAGUUGGGUUUUCAUAAGGUCCACAAAAUAAUAGCCGGCAACAGUUGGACAAAUUACGAUGUAGGUCUGCAAAGGUUCAGAGAUUUCGAAUACGAGUUUAUUUGUAUAAGCACAAAGCAAAAUCACACUAAAAAAGUUUUUUUGAUAAACUUAUCGGAAAUUCUUGGAAUAAUGUUUCCUAAGGUGAAAGUAGACAGUUUUAUGGCGAACUGCAAUAAGUUUUCAUUGAAAAUUUUUGCAUUGGAUACCCAUCAUAUAGAAUUUUUAGCAAGUUUCUAUGCACAGAAGAAACUGGUACCACCCAAAGACUAUUUCUAUUUGGAGCUUCGGAAAUUUUGUGAUGUGUAUUGGAGUUUGAGGCGAUCAGUUGAGGGAUGAUUAUUUGAUUGUUUUUUUCAAGAGUUUAGAAAGAUUAGUGCUAAUUUUUCUCUUAUCAAGGCUUUUUUCAUAAUUUAAUAUUUCUGUUUUCAUGUUGCAUAUUUAUGUAUAAGGAAAUAUUGGUUUUUUUCGUAUUCAACCUGUGAAACGAAAGCAUUUUUUUUUUUUUUAAUGUAUUCCUGUGAUAAUAAUUGUAUAGACUAAUAAUAAAUGUAUUGAUAAUUGUA
Ceutorhynchus assimilis (cabbage seed weevil) is the source of this 1856-nucleotide messenger RNA. NCBI's taxonomy places the organism in Eukaryota, Metazoa, Arthropoda, Insecta, Coleoptera, Curculionidae. The record is from the annotation of a GenBank genome assembly.